Molecule: messenger RNA, 363 nt
Organism: Eruca vesicaria subsp. sativa (arugula)
Lineage: Eukaryota; Viridiplantae; Streptophyta; Magnoliopsida; Brassicales; Brassicaceae
Source: the annotation of a GenBank genome assembly
AUGGAAUCUUAUUUGAUUGUUUUGAUCUGUUUGGGGGUCUUUCUUGCGAUCGUUUUAUUAGUGUCAUGUUGUUUGGAGGCGAAGAAGAAAAAAGGCACUGAUGGUUCUGUGCUAAAGCCCAACAACCAGAGAGCCAGGGCUGUAACAAGCAGCAAUGGUGACUUCGUGUUUUAUCCAGCUGCGGCAGCAUCUCUUCCUACUAUCUCUGGUUCUGGACCUUCUGGUCAUCAUGGCGGUGGUGGUGGUUGUGGCGGCGGAGGGCAUCAUGGUGGAGGAGGAGGAUGUGGUGGUGGUGGAGGGUGUGGUGGUGGAGGGUGUGGUGGAGGAGGGUGUGGUGGAGGAGGAUGUGGUGGCGGGGGAUGA